This is a messenger RNA of Danaus chrysippus (African queen), 681 nucleotides long. The record is from the annotation of a GenBank genome assembly. NCBI's taxonomy places the organism in Eukaryota, Metazoa, Arthropoda, Insecta, Lepidoptera, Nymphalidae.
UUGCUUUACAGAGGAGCGACGUGGACACCAAAACGACGGGUCGGAAUAGAACACACUCCUCCUACCACGGAAGACUGGGGGAGACUCUGUGAUGUCGUAAUCGAUCGACCGGAAGACUGCAAGGAGCUGCCGAAAAAUAUAAAAAAAGAGAACAAGGACAGUAGUGAGUGCAGUAUUUGUGGCAAGUCAGUGACUCGCGCGAGUAGGGCGCGACAUAUACGAGCGCACGAAGCAGCGGGCACCCAGCGCUACCGCUGCAGCGUGUGCGGGUGUGCCUUCUCAGACAGCGGAAACCUCGCGCGCCACGUCCGCGCCCUGCACGCCGCGCGUCGGCCUCACACGUGCUCCCUCUGCCGCCGGAGCUUCACGCGCGCCGCUCACCUCGCCGAUCACUUGCGAUCACAUGACGAUCGCAGGGAUUACGUGUGUCACGUGUGCGGGAAAGCGUCCAAGACCAGCGCCGGGCUGCGCUCACACCGCCGCGUGCACGCCGAAGAGUUCGGAUUCGAGUGCCCGGCCUGUUCGGCGCGAUUCAAAACAGGCCGCCAGCUGCGCGCGCACGCCUCUGUACACACGGGUGAGAGGCCAUACGCCUGCACUUGUGGAGCCGUCCUUCCGCCUGCGCGCUCAGCUUACCAGGCACGAGCGUACUCACACACGGACACAACAACCGCCGACUGA